Molecule: messenger RNA, 1389 nt
Organism: Cynara cardunculus var. scolymus (artichoke)
Lineage: Eukaryota; Viridiplantae; Streptophyta; Magnoliopsida; Asterales; Asteraceae
Exons: 4
Coding region: 234-1088 (284 amino acids)
Biological process (GO): regulation of flower development
Cellular component (GO): nucleus
Molecular function (GO): protein binding
Source: RefSeq, a predicted model, not a curated record
ACCGAGAACACAUACAAAAUCAUCAUAGAGAGGACCUCUCUCCCUCUCUGUUGUUUUCUGUGUGAAUCUUUUUCCCUAUUAUACCCUCCUGUCUUUUGUGUGUUGUACUUUUACUAGCUGCUGCUUGUUAUUGAAAACAACCGUCUUUUUUUCUCCAUUGGAACUCGACUUUCUUGAGAGGUGAAGAAGAAACCAGAAAAAAAAAAGAUCCUUUUUUUUUAAUCAAACAAGAAAUGUAUGCUGAGACUGGCCUAAUGUUCCCUUAUUUUCAGAACUUCUCAUCUGAUGUUCAACAAUUUGAUGAUUUCUGUCACUCACAGAAGCCCAUUAUUUGCUUGGAUAGUCUGGUUCAGACCUCUACCAUAUCAGAUUAUGAUCUUGGGGGUGAAGGAGAUCUUUUCAAAGCACCAGAACCGAUAAUCGAACAACCAUUCGUUAGCCUUGCUCCCAUGACAUCUGCUAUGUCAAUGAUCUCUUGUGGAGAAGACCCCAUUUCCAUUUCCCCCCAGGAACUCAAGGUUACAGAUAUCGAAUCGCUUCAGAACGAGGAAUUACUGAAUGAUGUUUUCUAUGAAUGCAAAAAUAUCUUGGCAAAAGAAGUAGCAACUGGAUCAUCACCAUUGUCUGAAGUUCUAAGCUUCAAUUUCCCAGUUACAACAGAUGAAAACCCCAUUGCAAAGGAAAAUGUUCAUCCAUUGUGUCAAAUCCCAAAAAGCAUGAGCUAUGACAGUCUGAAUUCAAGAGAUUGGGUUAAUGGGACUCAAAUAAAGCCCAAUUUUCUGGAUUUCAGUGAACUAGAUUUUGGGAAUGCUUAUGGUAUGCGAAGGGCUUUCAGUGAUGGAGACAUAAAGACCCUUGCUGAUGCUAACCCAAGCCUCAUUCAUUAUCCCCUUGGGCAGCCGCAGCUGAUCAGUGAGCGCACCACUAAAGAACGCAUGCAAAAGCUCUCAAGAUACAGGAAUAAGAAAACAAAGAGGAAUUUUGGCAGAAAAAUCAAGUAUGCUUGCAGGAAGGCUUUGGCAGACAGUCAGCCAAGGAUCAGAGGAAGGUUUGCCAAGACUGAUGAAUCUGACAUGUUGAGAAAGUAAUAUGUAGAAGAAAUCAUAGAAAUCUAGACCUGAUGAAGCAGAUAGAAGAAAAUAUGAAUGGUAGCUUACAAUUUGGCAGAGGCCCACCCCCGCCGUAGGUCAAAGUCAAAGCAAGCAGGUUUUGCUAAAUAAGGUAGGAGGCCCGAUAUAUAUAUAUAAGCAGCAAAACCUUUUAUGAUCUGUUAGUAAAUGUAAUAAUAAUCUUUCUUUCAUAAACCCCCAAAUCUUGAACUUGUGUUGUAUAUAAAGUAUGUUGUUGAAUAACGAUCACUACUUGUGUUAUAUACUGUGUUUUCGGAGC